Molecule: messenger RNA, 431 nt
Organism: Erpetoichthys calabaricus (reedfish)
Lineage: Eukaryota; Metazoa; Chordata; Cladistia; Polypteriformes; Polypteridae
Gene: rps21
Product: ribosomal protein S21
Exons: 6
Coding region: 125-376 (83 amino acids)
Biological process (GO): endonucleolytic cleavage to generate mature 3'-end of SSU-rRNA from (SSU-rRNA, 5.8S rRNA, LSU-rRNA); endonucleolytic cleavage in ITS1 to separate SSU-rRNA from 5.8S rRNA and LSU-rRNA from tricistronic rRNA transcript (SSU-rRNA, 5.8S rRNA, LSU-rRNA); translation
Cellular component (GO): cytosolic small ribosomal subunit; ribosome
Molecular function (GO): structural constituent of ribosome
Source: RefSeq, a predicted model, not a curated record
AAAUGAAUGGGCUACAGAGCUUUAUGAUAACUUCCGGCACGAGCGUCCGGCCUUUUCCGUGUCGGCCAUUGAAGUGAUAGGAGGUGCCUCUCUAGCAUCUGCAGAUACAUUUCGAAGUUUCACCAUGCAGAACGACGCAGGCGAAUUUGUUGAUCUUUACGUCCCUCGUAAAUGCUCUGCUAGCAACAGAAUCAUUGGUGCUAAAGACCAUGCUUCUAUUCAGAUAAACAUUGCCGAUGUAGACAAAGUAACUGGCAGGUUUAAUGGACAAUUCAAAACUUAUGCCAUCUGUGGAGCAAUCCGUAAAAUGGGUGAGGCAGAUGAUGCUAUUUUGAGGUUGUCCAAAAAUGAUGGCAUAGUUGCAAAAAACUUCUGAAGCUGCAAAUGUUCGUAUGAAGUUACUAUGUGACAAUAAAAAUGGAAAAAACAUA